This is a messenger RNA of Acanthosepion pharaonis, 1821 nucleotides long. Lineage: Eukaryota; Metazoa; Mollusca; Cephalopoda; Sepiida; Sepiidae. The record is from the annotation of a GenBank genome assembly.
AUGAAUCAUCUCAUUUUUCUUUAUUUCCCUAUCAUUUCUUUUUGCCUUCUUGGGAAAGAUGGUAUAUUGCCGACUGUUCAUGAAUCUUCUCAGAUACAUUUUCUUUAUUUCCUAUCAUUUCUUUUUGCCUUCUUGGGAAAGAUGGUAUAUGCCAGACUGUUCAUGAAUCUUCUCAGAUACAUUUUCUUUAUUUCCUAUCAUUUCUUUUUGCCUUCUUGGGAAAAGAUGGUAUAUUGCCGACUGUUCAUGAAUCUUCUCAGAUACAUUUUCUUUAUUUCCUAUCAUUUCUUUUGCCUUCUUGGGAAAAGAUGGUAUAUUGCCGACUAUCAUUUCCAGAUACAUUUUUCUGUUCAUCAUUUCUUCUCAGAAAGACAUUUUCUUUAUUUUCCCUAUCAUUUCUUUUGCCUUCUUGGGAAAGAUGGUAUAUUGCCGACUAUACAUUUUCUUUAUUUCCUAUCAUUUCUUUUGCCUUCUUGGAAAAAUGAAAUUGAUGGUUCAUAUUUCUCAGACUGUUUUCAUGAAUCUUCUUUUUGCCUUCUUGAAAAGAUGGUUUUUCUUUCAUUUCUUCUCAGAUAUCAUUUCUUUUUUGCCUUCUUGGGAAAGAUGGUAUAUUGCCGACUGUUCAUGAAUCUUCUCAGAUACAUUUUUUUUGCCUUUUGGGAAAGAUGGUAUAUUCCUAUCAUUUUUUCUUUUUUCUUCUUUUGGGAAAAAGAUGGUAUAUUGCCGACUAUAUCAUUUUUUUGCCUUCUUGGGAAAGAUGGUAUAUCAUUUCAUUUCUCAGAUACAUUUCUUUCUUCCUAUCAAAAAGAUGGUAUAUUGCCGACUGUUCAUAAAUCUUCUCAGAUACAUUUUCUUUAUUUCCUAUCAUUUCUUUUUUGCCUUCUUGGGAUGGUAUUUUCUUUCAUUUCCUCAUCAUUUCUUUUUUCCUAUCAUUUCUUUUGCCUUCUUGGAAAGAUGGUAUAUUGCCGACUGUUCAUGAAUCUUCUCAGAUACAUUUUCUUUAUUUCCCUAUCAUUUCUUUUGCCUUCUUGGGAAAGAUGGUAUAUUGCAUUUCUUCUCAGAUACAUUUUCUUUAUUUCCUAUCAUUUCUUUUGCCUUCUUGGGAAAGAUGGUAUAUUGCCGACUGUUCAUGAAUCUUCUCAGAUACAUUUUCUUUAUUUCCUAUCAUUUCUUUUUUGCCUUCUUGGGAAAGAUGGUAUAUUGCCGACUGUUCAUGAAUCUUCUCAGAUACAUUUCUUUAUUUCCUAUCAUUUCUUUUGCCUUCUUGGGAAAGAUGGUAUAUUGCCGACUAUACAUUUUCUUUUGCCUUCUUGGGAAAGAUUCCUAUCAUUUCUUUUUUCUUUAUUUCUUCUUGGGAAAGAUGGUAUAUUGCCGACUGUUCAUGAAUCUUCUCAGAUACAUUUCUUUAUUUCCUAUCAUUUCUUUUGCCUUCUUGGGAAAAGAUGUUUUUCUUUAUUUCCUAUCAUUUCCUUCAAGAUACAUUUUCUUUAUUUCCUAUCAUUUCUUUUUCUUUUGCCUUCUUGGGAAAAGAUGGUAUUUCUUUUUUGCCUUCAUGGUAUAUUGCCGACUGUUCAUGAAUCUUCUCAGAUACAUUUUUCUUUAUUUCCUAUCAUUUCUUUUUGCCUUCUUGGGAAAGAUGGUAUAUUGCCGACUGUUCAUGAAUCUCAGAUCUUUCUUUAUUUCCUAUCAUUUUUUUUGCCUUCUUGGGAAAAGAUUUCCGACUGUUCAAUUUACAUUUUCUUUUAUUUCCUAUCAUUUCUUUUUGGGGAAAGAUGGUAUAUUGCCGACUCUUCAUUUUCUUUAAUUCUUUCUCAAAGAUGA